AUGCUGCUGUGCCGCAUCUCAGCAGUGAGCCAGACCGUAGCGAGAUGGGGACCGAGUGCCUGGAGUGGCGCCCUACUCCACCGCGCACUCUCCUUCAACACCAGCUCCUGUCAAAAUGUCAGCUCCACCGAAGGCACCGUUCAGUCUGCAGCCGCCCAGGGAGCGGGGCCCGUACUGUGAUAGUGUGUUGUUUCUCCGCACUGAAUUCCCCAUGAAACUAACCGGACAGAAACUCAUACAAUGACAUUCUAGAUGAUUAUGUGCUUCCAACUUUGUGGCAACAGUUUGGGGAAGGCCCUUUCCUGUUUCAGCAUGACAAUGCCCCCGUGCACAAAGUGAGGUCCAUACAGAAAUGGUUUGUCGAAAUCGGUGUGGAAGAACUUGACUGGCCUGCACAGAGCCCUGACCUCAACCCCAUUGAACACCUUUGGGAUGAAUUGGAACGCCGACUGCGAGCCAGGCCUAAUCGCCCAACAUCAGUGCCCGACCUCACUAAUGCUCUUGUGGAUGAAUGGAAGCAAGUCCCCGCAGCAAUGUUCCAACAUCUAGAGGAAAGCCUUCCCAGAAGAGUGGAGGCUGUUAUAGCAGCAAAGGGGGGACCAACUCCAUAUUACGGGCCAUGAUUUUGGAAUGAGAUGUUCGAAAGCGAGUGUCCACAUACUUUUGGUCAUAUAGUGUAGCUACUAGCUAGCUUACCAGUGAGCCACGUUUUGAAAGGGUGUGACCGAUUGCUAAGAAACGUGAGAUAAACUAACAAGACAUGUUUGCUACCCACUUCAGGACUAGCUAGUAUCAUUCUGGUUUGCUAGCUAGGCGUUUCUCCAUGAGACAGAGUGUCUGAGAUUGAGCUAUGUGCCUGUCUUAUGACUUCAGAUUUGACAGUCAGUGUAUUGAUUCUUCCUGUGUCUAGGAGUGUGGCUUUGCAGAGCUCUACUCAUGGCAGAGCGAGAGGAAGGCCAAGAAGGAAUGCUGUCUCCACGAUGGCCCCCCAUACGCCAAUGGGGACCCACAUGUGGGACAUGCCCUCAAUAAGGUACAGUAUGUUGUUAUCAAUGAAGCAACGAUGGGUAUAAACCCUGGAUGACUGAUAGGGGGCGCUGUAUUGAAGCCACCGCGCAGCCAUCUUGGUACUCCUCCUCAAUUGUAAAAAAGAUUUUGGAAGCUAUAGAAAUGCAUUUAUUAAUGUCUACAUUUGUUGUUGACACGUUUAUUCUAUUACAGACACCUUUAUGUAUACUUUUAAGUUAUAUUAUGUGAGCUAAACAUAAAAAUUAUAUAUAUAUAUAUAUAUAUAUAAAUGUUUUCCUUACUGGUUUUUUUGUGUACUAAUGUUACUGGCCCCACUACAACAAAAAAAUACUUAAAUACAUGUAAUUUUGUCCUUGAAAUAUUUAAUUGAAAUGGAGUAGAAUUCCGUUAAUUCCUCUAGAGGACUGCUCCUAUUAGGGAGUGCCAAUAUGGCCGACCGGUGGCUUCAAAGCCUCUCAAUGGCCAAUACAUAGCAUGCGCAAUCCAGGGUUUAUAUCCAUCAUUGGUUGUUAUUAACUAAUUACUGAGAAUCCAGCUGUGCAAUGUUUCUUAAGUGGACUUGAAACUAUAACAGAGAUUAGCCUAAUCAGUGGUCACUCAAUGUCAAAGCAGGGCUUUCACUAGGGCAAGUCAAAGCCCUAUCAAAAUGCUUCCUUAUGUUGUGUGUUCCAGAUUCUCAAAGACAUCCAGAACCGCUUUGAGAUGUUGAGGGGGAAGCAGGUCCACUAUGUCCCAGGCUGGGUGUAA
Messenger RNA from Coregonus sp. 'balchen', 1776 nucleotides. Lineage: Eukaryota; Metazoa; Chordata; Actinopteri; Salmoniformes; Salmonidae. The record is from the annotation of a GenBank genome assembly.